This is a messenger RNA of Labrus bergylta (ballan wrasse), 3640 nucleotides long. RefSeq names its product protogenin B-like. The record is from RefSeq and is a predicted model, not a curated record. Gene Ontology annotation, molecular function: protein binding. NCBI's taxonomy places the organism in Eukaryota, Metazoa, Chordata, Actinopteri, Labriformes, Labridae. Gene Ontology annotation, biological process: cell-cell adhesion.
AUGGCGAAGUUUAAGAUGAAAGUCCACCAGCACUGGUUGCUUUUUGUUUUGUUUCUUCCUUUCUCAAGUGUUUUAUGUUUCAGUGAGUUGUCCUUCAUCACAGAGCCCAGUGAUGUUACUGCACUACCAAAGGACCCUGCUGUCUUGGACUGUCAGGCUCAUGGGCUGCCUCCAGUCACCAUCAAGUGGCUAAAGAAUGGAGUUCAUUUGGCAGAAAGUGAGCACAUCCAGUUUCUGUCAAAUGGCUCCUUGUACAUACCAAAGAUAAAGCAUACCAAGGAGGAAUCAGACGAGGGAUUCUACCAGUGCCUGUCACAAAACAAAUAUGGAGCUAUCCUAAGCCAAAGAUCACGUCUUACUAUCGCAAGUAUCUCAGAGUUUAUGUUGCACCCUGUGCCUAUGGUGGUGACUGAGGGCUCUGUGGCCCGAUUCUCCUGUGCAGCCAUGUCCAGCCCUCCUGCCACCAUCACCUGGGAGCUCAACCAAAGCACAUUACCACUACAAACAGACAGAAUAACGGUUCUGCCCAAUGGAGUUCUUCAGAUCCAAAAUGUACAGUUGGGAGAUGCUGGACUGUAUCGGUGUGUGGCUACUAACAUUGGUAGCCGUUUGAAGAGUCGAGAGGCAAAGCUGACAGUCAACCAAGGUGUUGGCCUGAAACCACGGCAAAGGCCCAGAAUCAUAGCUGGACCUCAGAAUGUCACAGUUUCUCUCCAUCAAACUGUAGUGUUGGAGUGUGUGGCAACAGGGAAUCCCUGGCCCAUCAUCUCCUGGAGCAGAGCUGACAGUAAACCCAUUGAUGUGUACAAUGCCAAAGUGCUGGGCAAUGGGAACCUUGUUAUUACUGAUGUCAAUGCCAAGCACAAUGGAGUCUACCUCUGCAGGGCCACCACCCCUGGAACACGCAACUUCACUAUUGCUGCAGCCAACCUCACAGUUCUAGUGCCACCAUCUAUUGUUGAGAAGCCUGAAAGCCAGACCCGUCCAAGAGCAGGGACUGCCCGGUUUAUGUGCCAGGCAGAGGGAGUGCCCACGCCACGCAUCAGCUGGCUGAAGAAUGGAGAAGAAGUUCACUUAAAUGGGAGGAUUAAGAUGUACAACAGUAAAUUGGUGAUCACCCAGAUCAUCCCUGAGGAUGAUGCCAUCUAUCAGUGCAUGGCAGAGAGUGAACAGGGUUCUGUGCUGUCCUUGGCGCGCCUUAUUGUUGUCAUGUCCGAGGACAGGCCAAGUGCACCAAGAAAUAUCCAUGCUGAGACCAUCUCAAGCUCUGCUAUCCUACUGGCCUGGCAGAGACCUCUCUACAAUGCAGACAAAGUCAUCGCCUACUCCAUCCAUUAUAUGAAAGCUGAAGGUCUGAACAACGAAGAAUACCAAGUUGUUAUUGGAAACGACACAACCAGUUAUAUCGUCGACGACCUUGAGCCAGCUCGAAACUACAGCUUUUACAUUGUGGCCUAUAUGCCAAUGGGAGCCAGUCGUAUGUCAGACCAAGUCAGUCAACAUACCCUGGAGGAUGUGCCUUUGCGUACCCCAGAGCUUGGUCUGACCAGCCACAGCUCCACAGAUAUCCAGGUGAGCUGGCAGCAGCUGCCUGCCAAGCUGAGCCGCGGACGGGUUUCUGCAUACAGACUAUCUUAUCGUACAGCUGUGGACAACACUGUCAACUCUGUGGAAAUACCUCAAAACAGCACAGAAUAUCUGCUGGAGGGCCUUCAGCCUGACACAAUCUACUUGCUCCGCAUGGCUGCAGCCACCCGUGUGGGCUGGUGUGAGCCUUCUGCAUGGACCUCACACCGUACGCCUAAGAUUUCCAGCAGCAAAGUGCCUUCAGCCCCUAUUCUUCAACUUGAGCCCCUGAACUGCACCUCCAUUGUGGCACGCUGGCAAAUCUCCCAAGAAUCUGUGGCUGCCCAGGGUUACAGGCUGUGUUACCAUGAGGAGGGCCAACCAGAGCAGCCCAUCAUCCAGCUGCAAGCUCAAAACUAUACGCACACCAUCAGUGGCCUUGAUCCAAGAAGAAAGUAUCACGUCAAGAUUCUUGCUGUCAGUGAAGCUGGAGAAGGCUAUCAAACGGACCAAACAGUUAGCACUCCGGGAUGUGUGUCGGCUAGAGAGCAGCCUGCAGUAUCUCCUCCACCUCCUGAUCUUGUGACGGUCUUAGGGAAGAAUUCGUCUUCAGUCUCUCUUCGCUGGAGCCGUCCUGCUUUCCCCUCAGGAAAGACUGUUAGCUAUACAGUCCGUUGUACACCUGUGGGAACUCACAAUGCCUCUGCUAUACGCUACAUACAAAUUACCAAUCAGAGUGUGAUGGUUCAGAACUUAAUUUCAAACACUCGCUAUGAGUUUGUUGUGCGUCUCCAUGUGGACCAGAUGUCGAGUCCCUGGAGUUCUGUAGUUUACCAUCGGACCCUGCCAGCAGCACCUAGCCAGCCACCUGCAGGAGUGCGAGUAACUGUCAUAGAGGACGACACUGCUCUGGUGUCCUGGAGGGAGCCGACAGAGACCAAUGUGGUGGUUACUCACUAUACCAUCCUGUACGCUUCCCAGAAAGCAUGGCUGUCUGGACACUGGCAAAUUCUACAGAGGGAGGGAAGCCAUACGAUGGCUCUGUUGGAGAAGCUGGAGCCAGGGAACGUUUACGUGGUAAAAAUCUCAGCCUCAAACCAGGUUGGAGACGGGCCUUUCUCUCACAUUGUGGAGCUGGCAUUAAAGCGUGGAACUGCCCACCGCAGCAAGAACCCCAGGCACUCUGACAGCUUCCCAGAUCCAACAGUCUUAUCUGAUGGUCUCUACCACAUAGACCAAAGGUCUAUGACAGGGAUCAUUGUUGGUGUGAGCAUCGCCUUGGCCUGUAUUGUUAUGUGUGCCUUGAUCCUCAUCAGUAAGGGCAGACCAAGAAAAUCCUCUGGUCACAAAGUCAUUGCUGUGGGAGUUACUGAAGAUCCACGUUCAGGUUUGGCCCUGCCAAAUGAACGCCAUGCGGAGAAUGUUGAGGCUCUAAUACCCAUGAUGCGUGAACACUAUUUUAAUGCCACGGGUGGAUCCAGUAUGGUUAUAAAUAGUGCUGGACCAGUCUGUAGCAAGAAUCAAAACAAUAGAUGGCUUCUCUUCCAGAGGGAGAAUCCAUCUGAAAGUGAUCUUGAGAGACGAGCAAGCUUGUAUGAAGCUGGAAAAACUGUUCUGAGAUAUGAUGAGCAUUUAGGCGCAGCGCCCCUUCCACCUUCGUCUCGGGAGAUCAUCUACGGACCUUUUCACUCGGAGAGCUCUCACAGCAGCGAGGGAAGCCAAGAGACAGGAGACUCUGGACACUACUCUAACGAAGAAAGCAAUGAAGAAAUGAGCAACCCUUCCACCAGCCAACGCUCCAGACCUGAAUCCUUUGGGUCAGACGAUGUUGCCACUGUGGCUGAGCUUAAGCAGUCUUUUCAAGUGGAAAAUGAGGAGAGGCUGAGCCGUCCCCUCCAUCACUCCUCCACCGCUGCUGAUGCCCAGCUCUGCUCAACCUCCCAGGGCUCCCAUCCUGACCCGCGCACUUCCCUAGCAGUCUGCUCCUGACAUCACCUGGCCUGAUCUGUCUCCAGCAGCCGGAGCCGAGCCCCUGUUACAGCGUUGGCUUCCUGAGUUGAGCCUCUCAAUUGUA